GACAUUGGGAAUAAACUUCCUGGGUUGGCCGGCGCCGCCAGAGCAACCAGGAAGCGAUGGGCUUGGCCGGGCGCGCGCGGAGCCGGUUCUAGCUGAUGUCCUGGCUUCCUUGUUAUGAUGCCGUCACGCACCAACCUCACUGCUGGGAUUCCCAGCAGCAAAGUCAAGUAUUCCAAGCUCUCCAGCACCGACGAUGGAUAUAUUGACCUGCAGUUCAAGAAGACCCCACCAAAAAUCCCCUAUAAGGCAAUUGCGCUGGCCAUCGUGCUCUUCAUGAUUGGGACCUUCCUCAUCAUCAUAGGAGCCCUCCUCUUGGCUGGCUACAUUAGCAAAGGGGGAACAGACCGUGCAAUCCCUGUGCUCAUCAUCGGCAUCCUCGUCUUCCUCCCUGGCUUCUACCACCUGCGCAUCGCGUACUACGCUUCCAAGGGCUACCGGGGCUAUUCCUACGACGACAUCCCGGAUUUCGAUGACUGAGCUGCAUUCCAGAUCGCGCUGAUUAGGUCGGCAAUAGGAGCUGUUAGUCACCCCGAGCACCAAAGGGAAGCGCCUGAGGCUGUAAAUGAAGUAGAUAGACCCCUAGAUCUGCUCCCUGGUUUUGUAAAUACUGUCUUGAGGUGUUGCCAGAUUCUCGUUUUGGGGAGGAGUUUGAAACAUGGGAUUGACCAACGGCAUUGUGACGUUAUGUGGGGAGAACACAAGGCUUAUUUUUCCCCUUUGGGUUAUGUCAUGCUGGUUGUUUGCAAAAAGUUCUUCUUGGGCAAGGUAAUUCCAGCCUUUUUCCAAAAAUCGAUGAGCCAGACAGUUUCAGCAACAGAAAUAUUUGUUUUUCUAACUAUUUUCUAGAGUUUCUCAUACUUUUCAAAGAGGUGGUGGCUCUUCUUGGGUUUACUCUCGCAAACAAGCAGCAUAACGAUUCUUUUUUUCUCUCUGGCCAUCAGAAACAUUUCAGUGUACUCCUUGUCUUGUGUUUGCAACUGGAAUAAUGGAAGACAAAUGCACACAAGAGGGAAAACUGCACAUGCAUGAAAUAAUUCACAGGGCAUUUGCUACACGACUCCUCUUGUUAGAAUUUGUUAGAAUUUAGUCAGCCAACACAUUCCUCGAGCAAGCAGCUUUCCCUGCCACUUUGGUUUUGGCAAAACCCAUUUGUCAUCCACUAAAAGGACCGUUGGGUUUUUCAGUAUUAUUUUAAACUGAAUAGACAGGGAGGGGGCAGAAUUGGAAUUCAGAAUCAGGGUUCAAGUGUCUGAAUACCAAAGUCUUGUUUUGGACAAGUGAGGAUAUUGGAGACCCAUGACUUGCAGCUGCCUGUAUGUAUAUUUGGGAUCAUUCUUUCUCCUCUAAACAAUAUGCUGGGCAUAAUUCCCUAGAAAAAUCUGUGUAUAAUUUGUACUGA
Molecule: messenger RNA, 1399 nt
Organism: Nothoprocta perdicaria
Lineage: Eukaryota; Metazoa; Chordata; Aves; Tinamiformes; Tinamidae
Gene: TMEM230
Product: transmembrane protein 230
Exons: 4
Coding region: 115-477 (120 amino acids)
Biological process (GO): synaptic vesicle transport
Cellular component (GO): synaptic vesicle; endomembrane system
Source: RefSeq, a predicted model, not a curated record